Molecule: messenger RNA, 1516 nt
Organism: Physcomitrium patens
Lineage: Eukaryota; Viridiplantae; Streptophyta; Bryopsida; Funariales; Funariaceae
Product: chlorophyll a-b binding protein, chloroplastic
Biological process (GO): photosynthesis, light harvesting
Cellular component (GO): membrane
Source: RefSeq, a predicted model, not a curated record
CCGAUAUCGUCUUAUCCGAUAAGUGCUCCUGCUGCCCUUUUAUCCUGCUGUGUCCUGCCCCUCCAUCUGUGCUAUAAUUGCCCCUCCCGCCUCCAACUGUAGUUAUUGACUCGCAGCGGCUUGCACUUCCGGUGUGUCAAUCUCGUGAUAGCUUCGCUGUGCAUUGUGUGUUUCAGCCAUGGCUGCCGCUACCGCCUGCGCUUCUACCGCCUUGGCUGGGCAGAGCUUGCUCAAGCCCGUGAACGAGCUGUCCCGCAGGGUGGGUGCCAAUGAGGCCCGCGUCACCAUGCGCAAGUCCGCUGGGUCUGACAGCAUCUGGUAUGGCGCUGACCGACCCAAGUUUCUGGGCCCAUUCUCCGGCGAGACCCCCUCGUACCUGAAUGGUGAGUUCGCUGGUGACUACGGCUGGGAUACCGCUGGAUUGUCCUCCGACCCCGAGACGUUCGCCCGCAACCGCGAGCUGGAGGUCAUCCACGCCCGGUGGGCCAUGCUCGGAGCCUUGGGGUGCUUGACCCCUGAGCUCCUGGCCAAGAGCGGUGUGAAGUUCGGAGAGGCCGUGUGGUUCAAGGCUGGCGCCCAGAUCUUCAGCGAGGGAGGUUUGGACUACCUCGGCAACCCCAGCCUUGUGCACGCACAGAGCAUUUUGGCCAUCUGGGCAUGCCAGGUGAUCCUGAUGGGAGCCGUGGAGGGUUACCGCGUCGCCGGUGGUCCCUUGGGUGAGGUGACGGACCCCAUCUACCCAGGAGGUUCAUUCGACCCCUUGGGCUUGGCCGACGACCCCGACACCUUCGCCGAGUUGAAGGUGAAGGAAAUCAAGAACGGGCGAUUGGCAAUGUUCUCAAUGUUCGGGUUCUUCGUCCAGGCUAUCGUCACCGGCAAGGGACCCCUGGAGAACCUGAACGACCACCUGGCUGACCCCGUUGCGAACAACGCAUGGGCAUACGCCACCAACUUCGUUCCCGGCAACUAGAUGUAUGAUCCGUCGAAGAGAUGACGGCUGAGGCGCAAGAUCGCCUUGCAUUCUGUACCAUAGAGGAGUAAGUGUUGCAAAUUAUUGGCGGUUGGGUGUUUCCAGCCACGCUGGUUCAGUAAAGGAUGAUUACACAAGAAUGAACGUGUUUUGGUGUGCCACGGGAGACGCUGAUCCCUGAAAUGUCGCAACGUUGGUGUUCGGAACAUGUGAUGACGAACGGUUGUGUUUACUCCGUGCGUCACCUUGCUUCGACACAGUGUCAAGGCCAGUAGCAGAUGGUAGAAUGCGGAAGAGUCUGUCUUGCAGUCGGAUACAUGAAUGCAAUCCGACUUACAGCGGGUUUGCAGCAACUUCUGUUCCUAGCGAACGAGCAGGGAUUGUGUUGGUUGAAGGUGAAAAUGAGUGUCAAGUUUUUAUGUGAAGAGGGACUGUGAGCAGACAGAUUUUCUCUAUUCACGGUUUUGAGGAAAGAAAUUAAUGUGUCCGUUGUCGGAGUUUUCGCGCUGGUUGUGCACCUGGUUCUGAGAAUUACUCGAUUUGUCA